AUGUCUGUCAGCAUUGGACGCAGAUUUCAGUGUGCAAACACAAGUUGUUUGCCAUUUCGCACAUCGAUUGUAUCCGAAGUUCUAAAUUGUCAAACAAAUUGUUUAACUGAAACCUAUUGCAAAGCAGCUAGUUUCUCUACAAUCACGUUUGGAUGUGACCUAUUUGACAACAUUCUUGAUCACAAGGCAGAUCUGUUGGCUGAUGUGAACACGAUAAGUAUGAUUGUUGUCGGUGGAACAAGAAUACCAUCUGCAAUAGAAGUAACGGAAAUCUCUAUAACACCAUCGUCAUCAAUGUCUUUGACUUCAAAAUUAAUAACGUCAUCAACAUCUUCUUCAUUAAUAUCCACAUUGAUAACUUCGUCAAGAUUCUCAACGUCCACAUCAGAUUCAACUACAGUUACUUCAUCCUCGUCUUCAACGUCGUCAGCAACAACAUUGACAUCAUCGUCGACGUCAACCACUACUACAUCAUCCUCUUCGUCAACAAUAACGUCUGGUUCAACAUCAUCUACCUCCAUGACUUCGUCAUCAUCCUCCACAUCAACAUCAGAAACAACAACGUCAACUGCUACUACCUCAUCAUCAUCUUCAACGUCGACGUCAGAAACGACAACAUCAGCAGCCACAACUUCAUCAUCAUCAUCCACCUCAACGUCUCAAACAACGACAUCGGCGACAACAGCAACAACAACAACAACAUCUUCGUCGACGUCGGAAACGACAACAUCAGCAACCACAACGUCUCAGACAACUACUUCGGCAACAACAGCAACAACAACAACAUCAUCGUCCUCGACAUCCACAUCGGCAACAUCGACGACAUCAACAACAACAACUACUGCUUCCCCAUGUCCAUGGGGCGGCAUUCCGCUUACCUUUGAUAAUAUACCAAACGCAGAUGCUGUUCAGGGCGCCCUACCAUCCAACUAUAGUGGACUCUCUUGGACUAAUGGAAAAUAUCUGAACGCAACUGCAUUUUCAACGACUGGUUGCAUUUAUGCACUCGUUUCUGGUCAAUAUGUAACGUUUUUGAAAAGUACUGUCAUAAUUCAAACAUUGCCGAACAAUGCAACGAUUACACUGAAUUCAGGUCAAUUUUCGUCUGCAUAUGCAAACGGUAAUCGUCUAAUGAUGACUGGUUACGAUGGAAGUUCAGCAUUAUACAACGUUACACUUGCAUUAAAUGUAUAUUCGAGAUAUUCGGGAGUGUUUAAUUGGACUGGAGUGAAUAAAAUUGUUCUUCAGCCAACGGGAACAGGUUAUUGGGACACGUGUAUUGAUAAUUUAUGUAUCACUUUUUAA
Molecule: messenger RNA, 1305 nt
Organism: Adineta ricciae
Lineage: Eukaryota; Metazoa; Rotifera; Eurotatoria; Adinetida; Adinetidae
Source: the annotation of a GenBank genome assembly